ACAGCCUACAACCUAAACAGAGCGCGUGAAUGAGUGUGCGCAUGUUUACACCAUCAGCUGUCAAAUCCGUGUGCCGUUCAUUUUCGUCUGAAAAGGACCAAACACACUGACUCAACACUGAAGCGCUUACAGUAACACCCUUCAGGACGGACUUUCUGGCAUUUGACCUUUUGCAGUGGAAUAGCGGAAUAACUCUUGAAGCAUGAGUUCUGUGGCUGUACUGACCCCGGAGAGCUUUGCGGAGCAUCGCAGCGGGCUGAAGGAUGAGGAGAUCUCAGGUGGGGUCCCUGAGGAUGAGGCGUACAUCCCCACCUACCUGGAGGCCUUCCCCCCGCUGCCGGAGAAGGGGGCCCCGGGGGACCGAUCAGGGGAGCCCGCGGGGGCCUGGAACCGCAUCCGACCCAUCAAAGCCUCGGUCAUCACGCAGGUGUUUCAUGUGCCCCUGGAGGAGCGGCGGUACAAGGACAACAGCCAGUUCGGGGAGGGCGAGGAGGCCAAGGUGUGCCUGGACAUCAUGCAGAAGACCGGGGCACACAUCGAGCUCUCGCUGGCUAAGGACCAGGGCUUGUCCAUCAUGGUGACGGGCAAGCUGGACUCGGUGAUGAAGGCCCGCAAGGAGAUCGUGGCUCGGCUGCAGACUCAGGCCUCCGCCACGGUCACCAUCCCCAAGGAGCACCACCGCUUCGUAAUCGGCAAGAACGGCGAGAAGAUGCAGGAGCUGGAGCUGAAGACGGCCACCAAGAUCGCCAUCCCGCGCCCCGACGACCCCAGCGUCAACAUCCGCAUCACCGGCACCAAGGAGGGCAUCGAGAAGGCGCGCCACGAAAUCCUGCUCAUCUCCGCCGAACAGGACAAGCGGGCGGUGGAGCGUCUGUCGCUGGAGAAGGCCUUCCACCCGUUCAUCGCGGGCGCCCACAACCGGGUGGUGCAGGAGCUGAGCCAGGAGACGGGCGCGCGCAUCAGCAUCCCACCGCCCAGCCUGCCCAAGGACGAGAUCGUCAUCACCGGCGAGAAGGAGGCCGUCGCCAUGGCCAUCGCCCGCAUCCGCGCCAUCUACGACGAGAAGAAGCGGAAGACCACCACCAUCUCUGUGGAGGUGAAGAAGUCCCAGCACAAGUACAUCAUCGGGCCCAAGGGGAACACGCUGCACGAGAUCAUGGAGAGCACCGGCGUGUCAGUGGAGAUGCCGCCGCUGGACUCCGGCUCGGAGACCAUCAUCCUCCGGGGCGAGCCGGAUAAACUGGGUCCGGCCCUCACACAGGUGUACGCCAAGGCGAAGAGUGUGACUGUGGUGGAGGUGAGCGCUCCUGCCUGGCUCCACCGCUUCAUCAUCGGCAAGAAAGGACAGAACAUCGGCCGCAUCACCCAGCAGCUGCCCAAGGUUCACAUCGAGUUCACAGACGGCGAGGAGAGGAUCAGCCUGGAAGGACCCACAGAGGAGGUGGAGCAGGCGCAAGUCCAGAUCCAAGAGAUCAUCAAAGACCUGAUGUCUCGGAUGGACUAUACUGAGGUCAACAUCGACCAGCGCUUCCACAGACACCUGAUUGGGAAAAAUGGCGCGAACAUAAACCGCAUCAAGGAGCAGUACAAGGUGUCGGUGCGGAUCCCUCAGGACGCAGACCGCAGCGGCCUGGUGCGCAUCGAGGGGGACCCCCAGGGGGUUCAGCUGGCCCGCCGGGAGCUCAUGGAGAUGGCCCAGCGCAUGGAAAAUGAACGAACCAAAGACUUGAUAGUGGAGCAGAAAUUCCAUCGCACCAUCAUAGGCCAAAAAGGGGAAAAGAUUAAAGAAGUCCGGGACAAGUUUCCAGAGGUCAUCAUUAAUUUCCCGGACCCGGCACAGAAGAGUGACAUUGUACAGCUCAGGGGACCAAAGAACGAGGUGGAGAAAUGUGGCAAGUUCCUGCAGAAGAUGAUCGCAGACCUGAUUGAAAACAGCUACUCCAUCUCAGUGCCCAUCUUCAAGCAGUUCCACAAAAACAUCAUAGGCAAAGGAGGCGCCAACAUCAAGAAGAUCCGUGAGGAGACCAACACAAAGAUUGACCUGCCCACUGAGAACAGUGACUCGGAGAUGAUCGUCAUCACAGGGAAGAAGGUCAACUGUGAGGCCGCACGAGACCGCAUCCUGACCAUCCAGAGAGACCUGGCCAACAUAAAGGAGACGGAGGUGACCAUCCCGGCCAAGCUGCACAACUCGCUGAUCGGCUCCAAGGGCUGCCUGGUGCGCUCGGUGAUGGAGGACUGCGGCGGCGUUCACAUCCACUUCCCCUCCGAGGGCUCGGGUUCUGACCGCGUCACCAUCCGUGGGCCGGCAGGCGAGGUGGAGAAGGCCCGCAAGCAGCUGCUGCAACUGGCCGAGGAGAAGCAAGUGAACAACUUCACGGUGGAGCUGCAGGCCAAGCCGGAGUACCACAAGUUCCUGAUUGGCCGUGGCGGGGCCAACAUCCGACGGGUGCGCGACCGCACCGGCGCCCGCAUCAUCUUCCCCUCCCCCGACGAGCCCGAGCAGGAGCUCAUCACCAUCGUGGGCCGAGAGGAGGCUGUGCGACUCGCCCAACGGGAGCUGGAGAUCCUGGUGAAGAACCUGGAUGACGUGGUGGAGGACGGUAUGGUGGUCGAGCCCCGGCACCAUCGCCACUUUGUGUGCCGCCGCGGGCAGGUGCUGCGGGAGCUGGCCGAGGAGUACGGCGGAGUGGCCAUCAGCUUCCCCCGCACCGGCACGCACAGCGACCGCAUCACGCUGAAGGGCGCCAAGGACUGUGUGGAAGCCGCAAAGCGCCGCAUCCAGGAGAUCAUCGAGGACCUGGAGGCCCAGGUGACGGUGGAGGUGGCCAUUCUGCAGCGGCACCACCGGGCAGUGAUGGGCCCCAAAGGCUGCCGGAUCCAGCAGAUAACCCGGGACCAUGAGGUCCAGAUCAAGUUCCCUGAGAGGGAGGAGUCCACAGGUCAGGAGCCCCAUCCACAGGAGAACGGGGACGCCAGUCCGGAGGGGGAGCCUGUCCCCCGCAAGUGUGACAUCAUCGCCAUCUCAGGGCGAGAGGAGAAGUGUGAGCUGGCGCGGCAAGCCCUGCUGGCUCUGGUGCCUGUGACGAUAGAUGUAGAGGUGCCUUAUGAUCUCCAUCGUUACAUCAUUGGCCAGAAGGGCAAUGGGAUCAGGAAGAUGAUGGAGGAGUAUGAGGUGAACAUCUCUGUGCCUCAGCCUGACCAGCAGUCAGACGUCAUCAAGAUCACGGGUCAGGUGACCAACGUGGACCAGGCCAAACUGGGCCUGCUGGAGCGGGUCAAAGAGCUGCAAGCGGAACAGGAGGACCGGGCGUUGAGGAGCUACAAAAUCACCCUCUCAGUUCCGCCCAAAUUCCAUCCUAAGAUCAUCGGCCGUAAAGGAGCCGUCAUCUCCCAGAUCCGCAAAGACCACGAUGUCAACGUGCAGUUCCCAGACAAGGGAGAUGAACUGCAGGAUGUGAUUGUGAUCUCUGGUUACGAGCGUAAUGCGGAGGAAGCGCGCGUGGCCAUCGAGCAGCUGGUGGCUGAGCUGGAGGAGAUGGUCAGCGGAGAUGUGCAGCUGGACCACCGCGUGCACGCCCGCAUCAUCGGCGCCCGCGGCAAAGCCAUCCGUAAGCUCAUGGAUGAGUUCAAGGUGGACAUCCGGUUCCCCCAGCCCGGUUCCGAUGACCCAGACCGAGUGACUGUGACUGGCUUGCCCGAGAAUGUGGACAACGCCAUCGACCAUCUCCUCAACCUGGAGGAGGAAUAUAUGCUGACUGUAACUGAAUCGGAGACUAUGGCUGCUUACAUGAAGCCCCCAUCUCGGUCAGCCGGAGGAGGACUCGGGGGAGGAGACGAGGACAGUAAGGGCGCUGCCAAAGGCUUUGUUGUUCGGGACGCACCCUGGAAUGCCCCGGGCAACAAGGCUCCGGACAUGAGCAGCGCUGAGGACUUCCCCACCUUCGGCACCGGUGUGGCUCCCAAACAGACGUCGGCCUGGGGACCCAAGAAGUUCUGAAUGGCGGAGGAAAACGAACGAGCAUAGAGAGGAACGGGAGGAGUGGAGAAGAAAUGGAUUUUCAUUCCUCUAUCGCCAAUCUUGUCCCCCUUCUUGUCUCUGGUCAUCCCUCCACUUCAGUGCCCUUUGACCUGUGAGGAGAUCCUUUGUCUCCCACUCUCUUCCUCUGUCCUGCUCCACACCAACCAACCCGGACACCCAGACAGAAAAAUGUGGCCUCAAUCCUGUCCAUGAGCUCUCUCUCUCUUUUGCUCUUCUUUUGUUCAUGAACUCUCUCACUCUAUUCUUUUGUCCCUCACUCUAUCCUUUUGUCCAUGAACUCUCUCACUCUAUCCUUUUGUCCAUGAACUCUCUCACUCUAUCCUUUUGUCCAUGAACUCUCUCACUCUAUUCUUUUGUCCUGGGUUGUCAAUUCCUCCACUGGUUUUCCUCUGGCUUCGCUGGAGUGCCUCAGUCGCUGGGUGGGUGGUUGGGGUGUGGGGUGUGUGUGUGUGUGUGGGGGGGGUUCUAAUUCUUGCAGCUGCUGCACCUACAGUACACUAGACUCUUAAAAGCUGUCCCGGCCUCUUUUAUUCCGUCGUUUAGGCUGGUUGAGACCCAUCAAUCUUCAAAGGAAAGGACGAAAAGAAAAAAAAAAGUGUGAGGUCUUUUUAAAAACAUUCUGUUUUUGAAAACAGAAAUCCUCAGAGAGGAUGCUUGUUUUUAAUUCCUUUUAUUUAUAUAUUUAUAUAUUUAAACAAAUAAAGAUAUGGUCUUGUUUGUUUGUUUAGUUAGUUGGUUGGGUUUUUUUUUUUUUUUUAAACCUUCCAACCUUUCUGCAGCUUUCUUCAGUCAGCAACUGAACCUUUUCAAGCACAUGCGCAGCCGUUUUUAAAAAGGGUCAGUGGCACAUUUGUCCCACAACUUCACAAGCCUGUAAAGCAGUUUCCAGUCUUCAUUGGACCUCAGCGCACACCAUAGCUUUCUCUCUACUCAUACUGAGUCUUUUUCAAAUGUGAAAAAUAGUGAAAAAAAAAAAGAUUACAAAUGCAGCCCUUGCGACCUUUGAAGGUUUGACAAGAAGGUGUUGACCUUUUUGUGACUUGUGUCUGUUUAUUUAUUUAUUUGUCUCUAUUUAUCUAUUUAUUUCUUUGUUUAUUUAAUAUUUUUUACCACUUAAGCUAGCUGGAAUCUUGCAGGGGUCAAUUCCAUGUCUGAAAGUAAGGUAUGAUGUCUAGAUGAACAAUGGCUGAGAACAUGUUUUGCAGGUUGUUUAUGUUUUUGUUCUACCUUUGUGAACUUAAAAGGAGUUGUCUGUGAAUAUUUGUGUGUGUGUCUGUGUGUGUGUGUGUACGUCUACUGAGGGGGUAGAAAUUGGGCAAAGCUUGAAUUUUUUUCUUAUUGGAUAUUUUAUUCUUAUUCAUCUUUGGUCUUUUUACAUCUUGGCUUAUCCAGCUUAUGUGUUGUGGUCAAUGCAACCAGUUUUAUAAAGGAAUCACUCACCAUCCGGUCUUACCUUAGAGCGAGAAUGGCCACAUGGACAGCAAUGUUACAGCACACAGCUGCACUCACUGUGUGGAGUCACUGAAGUUAGUAUUGCAUCAUCCUCGGAUCCCAGCCAAAGUAGUAAAGUGGAGAAGGGAGUACAGGCAACAGUUUCAGCACUUACAUUUUUAAAUAGGUUAUACUACACAUACGCUGGUAACAAAGUCUUAUUUUCUCUGCCAUACAAUUUCAAAUAAAAAACACACAAAAAAUCCUUUAAAAGGAGAGGUCUUUGACCAUUAACUUAUGCCUGUUAUUUCCUCUUCGGUAGGUAAAGGUUUAAGGAUGAAGCUUUGUUUUUUUCUUUUCCUCCAAAAGUUGUUUUUGUUUGUUUGUUUGUUCUGUAAACAAAAUGACAGAAUAUGCAACUCUAGAGUGGGGGAUUUCAUAGUCUUCUCUAUGUAUGAGGGAUGUAUGUGUAUAUACCUGUUGGGGAAACUGUAGCCUUUCAGAGGGGAGAAAGGUCUGUUAUUCUUUUGCACUAAUUUCAUUGUUUUAUUUCUUGUUUUAGUACCCAGCCUCCUCCUCUCUUGGUGAUUUUAAAAAUGAUCUCGUGUCCAUCCCCAUUCCCUGAUCUGCCCUUGUGGCUCUGGUCUAAGGUGCAGGUGAGCGUGUGUAUAUGUGUAGUGUAUGUGUAUGUGAAAAGGGCAACAGUGGGUGUCGAGUAAACCUAUUGAUUUUAAACAGGUGAAGCAAACACUAUUGGCCUUAAGAAUUAAUUACUAUUAUUUUUGGACAAAUGGAAAAAAAAAAAAAUGUAUGAUUGAGUAAAUAUGCAACACUGCAAUAACAUGUCAGUGAAUGGACUUUUUUCCUACUCCAAAUAAACCAUUGAAAAUGGA
Molecule: messenger RNA, 6366 nt
Organism: Alosa sapidissima (American shad)
Lineage: Eukaryota; Metazoa; Chordata; Actinopteri; Clupeiformes; Clupeidae
Gene: hdlbpb
Product: high density lipoprotein binding protein b
Exons: 28
Coding region: 203-4000 (1265 amino acids)
Cellular component (GO): cytoplasm; nucleus
Molecular function (GO): mRNA binding
Source: RefSeq, a predicted model, not a curated record